AUGAAUUCAGAAAUUGAUUCAAUAAACCAGAAAAAUACGUGGAAGCUAGUUGAAAAAACAAAUGAAGUAAAGCCAAGAACACGUUUAUGUAAAAUGCAACCCGAAGGAUACUUGAAGAAAGGGAGUGAAGGUGUGCAAAAGAACCAACGAUAUACCGAAAAUAUUGAUGGAGAAAAUAUUUUGAUUUUGGCGGUUUAUGUUGAUGACGUAUUUGUAACCGAAUCAAGCUUGAAUAUGAUCAAUAAAUUCAAGACCAACAUGGCUAAAAUCUUCGAGAUAACAGAUCUUGGUAAGCUAACUUACUAUCUUAGAAUUGAAGUAAAGAAAGAAGAAAAUACGAUUGUCAUCAAGCAAGAAGCUUAUGCCCAUCACACUCUAAAAGAAGUUGAACUUCAACACUGCAAUCUAGCUCAUGUUCCAAUGGAACCAUGUACAAAGAUAACCAAAGCAGAAGAUGAGCCAGAGAUUGUUGCAACUCAAUAUCGAAGGCUUAUGGGAUAUCUUCAUUAUCUACUCCAGACUAGACCAGAUAUGGCAUACGCAGUUGGAGUUAUAAGUCGUUAUAUGCAAAGUCUCCGAGAGUCACAUGGAACAUAA
This is a messenger RNA of Lactuca sativa (garden lettuce), 597 nucleotides long. The record is from RefSeq and is a predicted model, not a curated record. Lineage: Eukaryota; Viridiplantae; Streptophyta; Magnoliopsida; Asterales; Asteraceae.